GUCACUAACUCGUAGUCAUGGAGGUAUGCUCGUGGUGAUCCAUUUGUUUACAUAUAUCUUUGGAAGCGUACGAGUGUUUGUGUGGAAAACUAGUUGAUUGUCAAUUGUACGAAGAAAAUGGCUAAAGGAAACGUUGGGGCAGUAGUGACAGAUCCUGCAAGAGAAAAAGCACUACAUGACUACAGAAAGAAAUUGCUUGAGCACAAAGAAGUGGAAGGCCGUCUAAAGGAAAUGCGAGAACAGCUGAAGGAACUGACUAAGCAAUAUGACAAGUCAGAAAACGACCUGAAAGCAUUACAGAGUGUUGGACAGAUUGUUGGUGAAGUUCUUAAGCAGCUAACCGAGGAAAAAUUUAUAGUGAAAGCAACAAAUGGCCCUCGAUAUGUGGUGGGCUGCAGAAGACAGCUGGACAAAGCUCGCCUAAAGUCAGGUACACGAGUAGCACUGGACAUGACAACACUUACAAUUAUGCGUUACUUGCCAAGAGAAGUUGAUCCAUUAGUGUACAACAUGUCACAUGAAGAUCCAGGAGAAGUUACAUAUUCUGCAAUUGGUGGUCUCAGUGAGCAAAUAAGAGAACUAAGAGAGGUAAUUGAACUACCACUAUUAAAUCCAGAGCUGUUCCAAAGAGUUGGCAUCACCCCACCUAAAGGUUGUCUUCUUUAUGGACCUCCAGGCACAGGAAAAACUCUACUUGCACGUGCAGUAGCAAGUCAGUUAGAUGCCAAUUUUUUGAAGGUUGUCUCUAGUGCUAUUGUGGAUAAAUAUAUUGGAGAAAGUGCUCGUCUGAUUAGAGAAAUGUUUAAUUAUGCUCGUGAUCAUCAGCCAUGUAUCAUCUUUAUGGAUGAAAUUGAUGCUAUUGGUGGUAGAAGAUUCUCGGAAGGAACAUCAGCAGAUAGAGAAAUCCAAAGAACUUUGAUGGAGCUUCUUAACCAGAUGGAUGGCUUUGAUUCCCUGGGUCAGGUGAAAAUAAUUAUGGCCACCAACCGUCCAGAUACUCUCGACCCUGCCCUGCUAAGGCCAGGCCGCCUUGACAGAAAGAUUGAGAUUCCUCUUCCUAAUGAACAGGCACGCCUUGAAAUUCUUAAGAUACAUGCUGGACCAAUUGCAAAACAUGGUGAAAUUGAUUAUGAAGCAGUGGUGAAGUUAUCUGAUGGUUUCAAUGGAGCAGAUCUGCGGAAUGUAUGUACAGAAGCUGGUCUUUUUGCUAUCAGAGCUGAACGAGAAUAUGUUAUACAGGAGGACUUCAUGAAAGCUGUGAGGAAAGUAGCAGAUAACAAAAAGCUGGAAUCAAAGUUGGACUAUAAGCCUGUGUGAUUUUUUUAUUCAAUACAAUUAUUCUGCUUACUGUGUGUUAGCGUAUUUUUUUUUUCGAUUUUGUGUUCAAAUACAAUGAAAAAGUAAAACUUUUAACCACAUACAUUGUGAUUAAUCUCCCACGUUGUUCCUUCAGGUGAUUUUAUCGUUUGCUUUUUUUGUUACAGUGCAGAUGUUUCACAUUCAAUAAAUUAUCAUUUUUAUUAAAUUCAA
This is a messenger RNA of Schistocerca cancellata (South American locust), 1530 nucleotides long. RefSeq names its product 26S proteasome regulatory subunit 10B (gene Rpt4). Bases 118 to 1317 code for a protein of 399 amino acids. The record is from RefSeq and is a predicted model, not a curated record. Gene Ontology annotation, biological process: positive regulation of RNA polymerase II transcription preinitiation complex assembly. Gene Ontology annotation, cellular component: proteasome regulatory particle, base subcomplex; cytosolic proteasome complex. Gene Ontology annotation, molecular function: proteasome-activating activity; ATP hydrolysis activity; ATP binding. NCBI's taxonomy places the organism in Eukaryota, Metazoa, Arthropoda, Insecta, Orthoptera, Acrididae. The transcript is spliced from 9 exons.